Myotis davidii is the source of this 1920-nucleotide messenger RNA. RefSeq names its product adenosine A3 receptor (gene ADORA3). Gene Ontology annotation, biological process: G protein-coupled adenosine receptor signaling pathway. Gene Ontology annotation, cellular component: synapse; dendrite; membrane. Gene Ontology annotation, molecular function: G protein-coupled adenosine receptor activity. The record is from RefSeq and is a predicted model, not a curated record. Bases 472 to 1419 code for a protein of 315 amino acids. The transcript has 2 exons. Lineage: Eukaryota; Metazoa; Chordata; Mammalia; Chiroptera; Vespertilionidae.
AGCCUCCUCCAAGCCACUCACAUGCCCUCCUCCGUCCUCUCCAUCUUCUUGCUGAGGGUCCCUGGCUCUGUGCUUCCUCUUGGCCCAUCUCACUUCCUGAAACACGCUGAAGAGGGCUGCUUAUCUUGAUGGAGUUCCGUGAGCCCUACGGGACAGGGGAAGGCGGAGUCCCUGAGCGCAUCUGUCUGGGGAACUAAGAGCGACGGCUCUUUCAGAUUCAGCCCACGAAGCUUUUGGGAGCCCAGGGAUGUGUGGCCGGCAGAGGGGCUGGAAGUGAGCCCUGCGAUGGGCUCUCUCUAAGGCACGGAGGUCCUCCAGGGGAGCGCCCCACCGGAGACCAGGAGGCAUGGGCGAGUUGUGAGUUGUAGGCUGUGGCUGCUGCACCUGGACCUCCAGCAAGAGCUGAGCUCCCCGGCCCGCCCGGAGCCUGUUUGUGCACCUGUCACCGGGAGGCUCCUCUGGGAAACCAAGAUGCCUGCCAACAGCACCGCCCUGACAUGGGCCAACAUAUUCUACAUCAUCAUGGAGAUCGUCAUUGGGCUCUGCGCCAUAGUGGGUUCUACAUUUUAUUUUCUGACAUUUUUGAAAUUCCUGCAUACCACCACCUUCUAUUUCAUUGUCUCCCUGGCCCUGGCUGACAUUGCUGUUGGGGUGCUGGUCAUGCCCCUGGCCGUUGUCGUCAGCCUGGGCCUCACGGUCCACUUCUACAGCUGCCUUCUCAUGACCUGCUUGCUGCUGGUCUUCACUCACGCCUCCAUCAUGUUCUUGUUAGCCAUUGCUGUGGACCGAUACCUGCGGGUCAAGCUCACGGUCAGAUACAGGAGUGUCACCACUCAAAGGAGAAUAUGGUGCGCCCUGGGCCUUUGCUGGCUGCUGUCAAUCCUGGUGGGGUUGACCCCCAUGUUGGGCUGGAACAUGAAACUGUCCCCGGGGUCCCCCAGAAAUGUGACCUUCCUUCCUUGCCAGUUCCGUUCGGUCAUGAGGAUGGACUACAUGGUGUACUUCAGCUUCUUCACUUGGAUUUUCAUCCCCCUGGUUGCCAUGUGCGCCAUCUACAUGGACAUCUUCUGUAUCAUCCGCAACAAACUCAGUCUGAACUUCUCCAGCUCCAGGGAGACAGGUUCAUUUUAUGGACGGGAGUUCAAGACGGCCAAGUCCUUGUUCCUGGUUCUCUUUCUGUUUGCCUUGUCCUGGCUGCCUUUAUCCAUCUUUAACUGCAUCAUCUACUUUAAUGGGGAGGUGCCCCAGGUGGUGCUGAACUUGGGCAUCCUGCUGUCUCACGCGAACUCCAUGAUGAACCCUAUCGUCUAUGCCUUUAAAAUAAAAAAGUUCAAGGAGACCUAUUUCUUUAUCUUCAAAACCUGCAUGAACUGCCAGCCCUCUGAUUCCUUGGACACACAUAUUGAACAGAUUUCUUAGUAGUUAUCCACGAAAGAUGAUGGUCUGACCUUCAGAUUCAACAUCAACACACAAUUCAGGUCCUAUCCACCUGGGCCGAGGUCUUUCACAUCCGUGAUUCCUCCCACUGAUGUGGGAAGCAUUUGGCCGGCUAUCUCCGAUUGUACCUCUUCUACUACCCGCUGCCUCUAAUUUGAUUUUUUUCCCCUUUGUCAUUCCUCCCUAAUUCAAUUCUCUGGAUGCCUGACUUGAGUACAAUGUUCUAUUGUUAAUAUUGCCCAUGUUCCUCCUUCCCCCCAAAGGAAGUCACAGAAUCUGAAGGAUGCCUCAUUGAUUUACUGAUAAAAGGUCCCAUUCAGGCUGGGCAUGCAUGUGGUGGUGACUCCGUUCCACUCCAUGGACCCUGCUCUCAGCAGAUGCCCAGGAGAUGGUGGGGACAGGAGUGAGCUGAGUUUAAGGGGACACUUACACUGCCAAAUCCAUCUGUAAAUGUAUGUGAGUCAAUAAAAGAUGAUGACGAAC